GGAGUGGAUGGUUUGUCCUGCUGUGUGCAGAGUCGCUGUGUGUCGAAGACUGCUAGGCGCUCGGCGCCUUCAGACAAAGCUCAGCUAACAUGCUAACAUGUCGUUAGCGAGCCGAGUAGCGAGUGGCAACAUCUGCAAAUAUCGGAUUUCUGAUCGAUUUUAUCCGUUCAUCAUCACUUUCAUAAACGACUGAGUCACACGGUGUCCCCUGCCACGCACAUUCAUACACCCAAACACCCGCUAUAUCAGCCAGUGAUCACAUUUUACGUCCUCGGUUGUGCAAUGGGAGUUUGUCUCUUCUGGGGAAACGUGGAUCUAAGGCAUCAGUACCUGCAGACCCUGAACUAACACACACCUGUGUGCCCUCACACACACCCACCCAGAAGGAGUGUUUGUAUUUUCUCACCUUCGAGUCAGACGCCGCUGUCUCACAGUGCGCUGCUGUGUUGCUGUCGUCCACCAUGUCGGACGCCCCUGAGGCUGCUCCCGCCAGCCCCCCUUCCAUCACCAACCCGCCCCCCCCUGAGGUCACCAACCCCAACAAACCUGGCAGAAAGACCAACCAGCUGCAGUACAUGCAGAAUGUGGUGGUGAAGACUCUGUGGAAGCAUCAGUUCGCCUGGCCCUUCUACCAGCCCGUGGACGCCAUCAAGCUGUGUCUGUGGGACUACCACAAGGUGAUCAAGAACCCAAUGGACAUGGGAACCAUCAAGAAACGCCUGGAGAACAAUUAUUACUGGAGCGCCAGCGAGGCCAUGCAGGACUUCAACACCAUGUUCACCAACUGUUACAUCUACAACAAGCCCACAGAUGACAUCGUUCUGAUGGCUCAGGCCCUAGAGAAGAUCUUCCUGCAGAAGGUGGCUCAGAUGCCGCAGGAGGAGGUGGCUCUGCUGCCUCCGGCUCCCAAAGGCAAAAACAAGAGCAAGCAGCCGGCGGCGACCACAGUGAGUCAGCAGGCGGAGUCUUCAGCCUCCCCUCCCACCUCCUACCCCUCACCCUCCCCUUCUCAGACACCUGUUAUCUCGACCACACCCACCCCUGUCCAGGCCACGCCCCCUGUCACUGCGCCACAGCCUCCGACAACCAUGAUGCCAUCUGCGCAGCCUGUUGUCAAGAAGAAAGGUGUGAAGAGGAAAGCUGACACCACCACCCCCACCACGUCGGCCAUCUGUGCCGGGCGAGCCGACUCCCCGUCCGCUCAGGACACCAAACCACCCAAACUUGCUUCCUCCCGCCGCGAAGCCGCCGCCCGUCCCGCUAAAACCCGGCGGGAGACGGUCGAGGAGGUAGUGGGGGGCGAGGUGGGAGGCGGGGCCCUGGGUGCAGGGGGGAGGAAGGGCGGUAAGCUGGGGGAGCAGAUGAAACACUGCGACGCAAUCCUGAAAGAGAUGCUUUCCAAGAAGCAUGCCGCCUACGCCUGGCCCUUCUACAAGCCGGUGGACGCUGAGGCGCUUGAGCUGCACGACUAUCACGACAUCAUCAAACACCCCAUGGACCUCAGCACUGUCCGGAAAAAGAUGGACAAAGGCGAGUACGCCGACCCGCAGAGCUUCGCCACUGAUGUCCGGUUAAUGUUCUCAAACUGUUACAAGUACAACCCUCCAGACCACGAGGUGGUGGCUAUGGCCCGCAAGCUGCAGGAUGUGUUCGAGAUGCGUUUCGCUAAGAUCCCUGAUGAGGGCCUGGAGGUGUCUGUCCCUUCUACAACGCCGCUUGUCAGCAAAAGCACCGCCUCCUCCGACAGCAGCAACAACUCCUCCUCUGAUGAAUCCUCCGACUCUGAGGAGGAGCGAGCCACGCGAUUGGCUGAGCUUCAGGAGCAGGUUGGUGCUGCCGACCAAUCACAGUUGAAGGCGGUACACGAGCAGCUGGCCGUCCUGUCGCAGGCGCCGGUCAGCAAGCCAAAGAAGAAGAAAGAGAAGAAAGACAAGGAGAAGAAGAAAGAAAAAGACAAGGACAAAGGGAACAAAGCCAAGAUGGAAGAAGAGAAGAAGCCGAAGGCCGCUGCCCAACAGCCAAAACCAGCCAAUCAGAAGAAGGCGCCAGCCAGGAAAGCUAACAGCACGGUACCGGUCACCAGGCAACCUAAGAAAGGUGGUAAGAUGGUGGGCGGUGGCUCCACCAACGGAGACGACGGUGAGGAGUCGUCCCUGCCCAUGUCCUACGACGAGAAGCGCCAGCUGAGUCUGGACAUAAACCGGCUGCCAGGGGAGAAGCUGGGCCGGGUCGUGCACAUCAUCCAGUCCAGAGAGCCGUCGCUGAGGGACUCCAACCCCGACGAGAUUGAGAUCGACUUUGAAACCCUCAAACCCUCCACGCUUCGAGAGCUGGAGCGCUAUGUCAAGUCCUGCCUGCAGAAGAAGCAGCGGAAAUUACUGCAGAAAGCAGCAGGCGGCGGAGCCUCUGGAGGCGGGGCCAGUCGUUUGAGUGGCAGCUCCUCUUCCUCCUCUGAUGACAGCUCCUCAACAGGGACCUCCUCCUCCUCUGAUACAGACUGAACACACACACCUGUUACCAUUCACACACACACACACACACGUAACACAAGACGAACACACAAUCAUCUUCCAACAUGAACAAACACACAGUCAUAGCAGAGACCUCCCGAACACACACCUGCACAUGCCCAGACGUGGAGACUGUAUGUAAAUAGGCUGACCCGUUUUUUAGCUCCUAGUUUCCUUCUUUCUUUUCUGGAGAAAAACAGUCGGAGGAGGAGAUGAAAGCAGCGACAGGGCGGCGUUUGAGUCGCAGCGAUGAGAGGCAUAAACCAGCCGGACUUUCCCUCCUCCUCCUCCUGUGGACGGCCGGCAGUGACCCCCGACCUCCGAGCACAUUCCAGAAGCAUCAGUAGAGCAUCAUGGGAGAGUUGGAGCAGCUGAUCUCUGACGGAACGCAGGUGACGGUUGGUCGGCGACGGUCACGUGAUUGGGAGAGGAGGAGGAGUUUAGUGUGAAGGUGUUGCAGAGAGAUCUGACAGUACGGCUGCCAGGGGCGCCACGGCGGCCAGAUUCAAACCUUCGGCAGCCUGGAACAUCAGAAUGCUGCAGAUCAAUCGUCUCAGCUGAUUGGUUAACGGUCAGCAGCAGCUCUGAACCUCCGAUGAGAGGAAGGAAGCUGUGCUCUCUUCCCCGACCAGAACCAGGAGGCAGGAGAAACCGCUGAGGACGGACUGAUGGCUGGUCUCUCUGUAACAUCUGUUCCAGACCUGCAACCAAACCCACAACCUGCAGUUUGUCCCGGGGUCAUUGGACCUGCCCGGCGCCGGCUCGGUCCCAGCGUGGAGACGAACUCUAUUUUUUUAACACUACAUUUCCUUUUUCUUCGGUUUGAGUUUUCAGGUUGUGCUGACCUUGUUUUGUGUCUUAUAAAGUUCUCAAUAUGAAAAUGUCUUUGUCCAGACCCGCCCCAGGCCCAGUCACUCAUACUGAACCCCCCACUCCCCCGAUGUGAGUCCACAUCCAAACCGAGCUCAUCCACCGUGGUGGGAUGAGUAUGAGGUGACGUAUAAGUCGUCGGCUCUGACGGUAAAAUGUUGGCGAAUAAAAACGAGCCUUCAUCACCAGGAGGAAGAUGAGGAAAACUUUUAUUCGUUUGAUUGGCUGUUUUUUCGUCAGUCAUGUUUCUUGUGGGUCCUUCUAGAAGAAGAGGAGGCGCGAGAACUUUAAGCUCCGCCCAUCUCCUCCCCGAGCCAAAUGCCCAACAGGAAAAGCUCUCUGGUGAUGCUGUCAGGAGCCAAUCAGAGUGAGGUGGGCGGGGAUUCUUACCUCAUUCCAGAUGUUGAGUUGUGAGGCGUCCAUUGUUCUCUCGUGGGUGUGCUGGGCCCUGCGUCGUGCCUUUCAGGCUCCGGGAUGUAACCAUGGUUUCUGAUUGGCUGGAGAGGAACUGGUCCUGCCUCCUCUGUGAUUGGUUGCUUACUGGUGAUGGUUGACAUUCAGAAAAUAAUCAGUCGUGUGGUCACCAUGGAAACAACAGAUUAGUUGCUGGACUUUUUUUUUUUUUUUUUUGCUUUUAAGCUUUCAACCAAAGUUCAUGGCUUCCCUCUGUGGUUUGUGUCGCUCGGUCGCCAUGGAGACAGGCUUUAUUGGUGACAUUUUGCAGACGGAUCAGAAACAGUUUUCUCCCAGUAUGACGGACAGCUCGUUGCCACAGUAACCCUCCUCUUUGUUUUUAGUUGAUGGUUGAGCUUUGAUGCUAAUAGUUAAUUUUUGUAUUUUAAUAAGAAAAGGAAAAAGUGAUUUUAUGUAUUUGCAUGCACUCCGGCCGUACGUUCUUUCUUCUGUAUGUUUGAGCACUGUAUAGUAGCUGUAUAGUAGCUGUCUGAGGUUAGAUGGAACUCGAGACGCAGACGCAGGACAAACCAACAAAAACCAACAAGUGAAUUAUUUGAUGUAAGUACUGAUAUGGGAUCCUUAUUUUCUGAGUUCAUUUGUUUUCAUAAAUAAACACAUAAACUGA
Messenger RNA from Melanotaenia boesemani (Boeseman's rainbowfish), 4461 nucleotides. RefSeq names its product bromodomain-containing protein 3-like. The transcript is spliced from 12 exons. Lineage: Eukaryota; Metazoa; Chordata; Actinopteri; Atheriniformes; Melanotaeniidae. Bases 462 to 2501 code for a protein of 679 amino acids. Gene Ontology annotation, biological process: chromatin remodeling; regulation of DNA-templated transcription. Gene Ontology annotation, cellular component: chromatin; nucleus. The record is from RefSeq and is a predicted model, not a curated record.